Messenger RNA from Syngnathoides biaculeatus (alligator pipefish), 6113 nucleotides. RefSeq names its product myosin IIIA (gene myo3a). The transcript has 38 exons. Lineage: Eukaryota; Metazoa; Chordata; Actinopteri; Syngnathiformes; Syngnathidae. The record is from RefSeq and is a predicted model, not a curated record. Gene Ontology annotation, molecular function: protein kinase activity; protein binding; cytoskeletal motor activity. Gene Ontology annotation, biological process: protein phosphorylation. Bases 484 to 5538 code for a protein of 1684 amino acids. Gene Ontology annotation, cellular component: myosin complex.
AAGUUGGCUGCUUCCUGCCAUUCCGGGGUCGAGCGUCGCGUGGUUUUCUGCUGUCGGCCAAACUGAAUCGACCAAUUUGCUGCGCUCACCGCUGCCAGGCGUGCUGUGGCGGCAGGUGGUACUGCACCAACGGGGUCCGACUCCAUUUGGAUUUGGCUGGUGAUUGCGUAAAAAUCUCCUGGCAUUUGCUGCAGUUGAGUCUUGUGAAUAGGGAAGGAAAGCGCCCGCGAGAGAGAGAGAGAGAGAGAUCCUUGCGGCUGUGUAACGGGAGGGUUGCGGAAGAGGUCGCGAACCCGCCGCCGCCGCCGCCAGCUGACUAACAUUCCAGCGUGCGGAGCGGCCGAACUUUCAAGCGAGCCCGCGACCUCCGCUUGGUUGUGGAAAAGGCAGCAGACGGCGCAACGUCCUCCACCAAGCGCCGUCGGACGGGAAGUCGGGAACGUUUGGCGUUUUUGUCGGCACGCGGGACCUCGCUGCUGAAAAAUGUUCCCGCAAGGCGGGAAGUCCAUCGUCUUCGAUAACUUCCCAGACCCCGGCGACGCCUGGGAGAUCGUGGAGACCAUCGGGAAGGGCACCUACGGCAAAGUCUACAAAGUGCUCAGCAAGGUGGACGGCAGCAAAGCGGCCGUGAAGGUCCUGGAUCCCAUCCAUGACAUCGACGAGGAGAUCGAGGCCGAGUACAACAUCCUCAAGGCGCUUUCCGACCACGCCAACGUCGUCAAGUUCUACGGAAUGUUCUACAAGAAGGACGCCAAAUGCGGGGAUCAGCUGUGGCUCGUGUUGGAGCUGUGCAACGGCGGCUCGGUGACGGAUUUGGCCAAAGGCUUGCUGAGGAGGGGCGAGCGCAUGGACGAGGCCGUCAUCGCCUUCAUCCUGCACCAGGCGCUCAUGGGCCUCCAGCACCUGCACGCCAACAAAACCAUCCACAGGGACGUCAAGGGCAACAACAUCCUGCUGACCACGCACGGAGGCAUCAAACUGGUCGACUUCGGUGUUUCCGCCCAGCUGACAAACACCCGGCUGAGGAGGAACACGUCGGUGGGGACGCCCUUCUGGAUGGCGCCGGAGGUGAUAGCGUGCGAGCAGCAACUGGACUCCACCUAUGACGCCCGCUGCGACGUGUGGUCGCUGGGCAUCACCGCCAUCGAGCUGGGCGACGGAGACCCGCCCCUCUCGGAGCUCCAUCCAAUGAGAGCCCUCUUCAAAAUCCCACGAAAUCCUCCGCCCACCCUCCAGCAACCCGAGUUGUGGUCCGCCGACUUCAACGACUUCAUCCGCAAGUGUCUCAUCAAGGACUUCGAGCUGCGACCGAACGUCUUGGAGCUCCUCCAGCACGUCUUCAUCGGGCAGACCGUCGGGAAGGAGAAAGUUCUGCAGAAACAACUCAUUGAACUCAUUGAUCUCAACCAGCAAAUUGGAGUCACAGAGAAGACCAGCCAUCACGGAAAAACAGACCGAAGCCGAGACAGUAACGACAGGCACGAACGCAUCCACACCAAAAAAGGAAGCAACAUGAAGACCGAGCGGGACGAGGGCGACGAUCUGGCCGCUUCGGAAGUACUCGACGAGGACUCGGUCAGCGAGCGGCUGCGGGAGCGCUACGGCAGAGAUCAGAUCUACACCUACGUCGGCGACAUCCUCGUGGCCGUCAACCCUUUCCACAAAAUGCACAUCUACGCUCCUCAGUACAGCAAAAUGUACGUGGGCGCCAAGCGGACGGCCAACCCCCCGCACAUCUUCGCCGUGGCCGACGUCGCCUACCAGUCCAUGGUGUCGUACAACUCGGAUCAGUGCGUCGUGAUCAGCGGCGAGAGCGGAGCGGGGAAAACGGAAAGCGCUCACCUGCUCGUGCGGCAGCUCACCGUCUUGGGCAAGGCCAAUAACCAGAGCCUCCAGGAGAAGAUCCUGCUGGUCAACAGCCUGGUGGAGGCCUUCGGCAACGCCUGCACGGCCAUCAACGACAACUCCAGCCGCUUCGGCAAGUACCUGGAAAUGAAGUUCAGCGCCCGAGGGACGGUGGUGGGCGCCAAGAUAUCCGAGUACCUACUGGAGAAGUCCAGAGUCAUCCACCAGGCCGCCGGGGAGAAGAACUUCCACAUCUUCUACUACAUCUACGCCGGCCUGGCGGACAGGAAGAAGCUCGCCCACUACAAACUCUCCGACAGCAAAACGCCCAAGUAUUUGUGCAACGAGCACAUCAAGGUGGGCCCCGACAUUGUGAGCAACAGCGCCUACAAGGAGCACUUUGACGCAGUGGAGCAGUGCUUCAAAGUCAUCGGCUUCUCCCUGGAGGAGCUGGGCAGCGUGUACAGCACGCUGGCGGCCAUCCUCAACGCGGGCGACAUCGAGUUCUCGGCGCUGGUCUCGGAGCACCAGACGGACAAGAGCAACAUCGACAACGUGGCCGUCCUGGAAAACGUGGCGUCGUUGCUGCGCAUCCGCUCCGACGAGCUCCGGGAAGCCUUGACCUCGCACUGCGUGGUGGCCCGGGGCGAGACCAUCGUGCGGCCCAACACGGUGGACAAGGCGGCGGAGGUGCGGGACGCCACCGGCAAGGCGCUGUACGGCCGCCUCUUCAGCUGGAUCGUCAACCGCAUCAACGCGCUGCUGCGGCCCGACGGAGAGGACGACAAGGGCUUGAACAUCGGCAUCCUGGACAUCUUCGGCUUCGAGAACUUCAAGAGGAACUCCUUCGAGCAGCUGUGCAUCAACAUCGCCAACGAGCAGAUCCAGUUUUACUUCAACCAGCACAUCUUCGCCUGGGAGCAGGACGAGUACCUGAACGAGGACGUGGACGCCCGCGUGAUCGAGUACGAGGACAACCGUCCGCUGCUGGACUUGUUCCUGCAGAAGCCCAUGGGCAUGCUGGCGCUCCUGGACGAGGAGAGUCGCUUCCCGCAGGCCACCGACCAGACGCUUGUCGAGAAAUUUCAAGACAACCUGAAGACCAAAAGCUUCUGGAGACCAAAGAGGAUCGACCUCGGAUUUGGGAUCCACCACUAUGCUGGAAAGGUGAUCUACAACGCCGCAGGUUUCCUCGCCAAGAAUCGGGACACGCUGUCGGCGGACAUCGUCCUUCUGCUGAGGUCGUCGGAGAACGAGCUCGUUCGCAAACUUGUCACCCAUCCCCUCGCCAAAACGGGCAACCUGGCCCACACCAAAGGCAAAGCCGUCGGCACGCUGCGCACCCCCACGCGCACCCUGACCUUGGCCAAGAUGGGAGUGCUUACCUUGUACAGUUCCUUUCCUUUCACCGAGCCCGUUGACGCAGACGCGCCCUCCCAUCCGCGGGAAACCACCAACAUGAGAACGCAGACAGUGGCCUCCUACUUCAGAUACUCCCUGAUGGAUCUGCUGUCCAAGAUGGUGUCGGGGCAGCCUCACUUCGUGCGCUGCAUCAAGCCCAACAACGACAGGCAACCCCACAAGUUCGACCGGGAGAAGGUUCUGGUCCAGCUGCGCUACACGGGAAUCCUGGAGACGGCCAAGAUCCGCCGGCAGGGCUACUCGCACCGCGUGCCCUUUGCCAAUUUCCUCAAGAGGUAUCGCAUCGUGGCGUUCCGCGCCGACGAGGAACCUGCGUUGACUCCUGAGGCGUGCGCUGUUAUCCUGGAGAAAGCCCAGCUGGAGAACUGGGCCAUGGGGAAGACAAAGGUUUUCCUCAAGUACUACCACGUGGAACAUCUGAAUCUGAUGGUCCAGCAGGCCACGCAGCGCAUCGUGCUGCUGCAGGCUCGCGUCCGAGGCUGGCUGGGCUGCCGGCGCUACCGCAGGCUGGUGAAGGUCCGAGAACGAAGCGCUCUGGUGCUGCAGUCGGCUUACAGAGGCUAUAAAGUGCGAAAGGGCAUCGCCGAGGACAAGAAAAAGAAGCUGGAAGCCUUCGUCAUUCAGUUUCAAGCUGUCUGCAGAGUUUUUCUUGCCAAGAAGAAGUACAAGGAGUUGGUGGAGGAGAGGCGCAGAGCGGCCUGCAAGAUUCAGGCGCGCUACCGAGGCCACGUGGACAGGAAGAAUUUCAAAAGAAAACGAGAAGCCAUGGAGAAGGACAAAGCAGACAAAGCUUUGACCGUCACUCUGGAGAAGUUGCCCGAGCCGGACCGGGACACCACCGAAGACGAAAAAACCCAAACGAAAGAAGAGGAAACGGAGGCUGCCAUAAUCCUGCAGAGCAACUUUCGAGGCUACCGGGAGAGGAAGAAGUUUCAGGCACGAAGGAAGACCGUGGCUGCAGUUGAGCUGCAACCGCCGUCCAGCCGGCUGUCGGACGCGCAACGCGAGCGAGACGAAGGCGACGGUUGGCCGACGAGCCCCGACGACGAGGAAGAAGAUACGUACGAAGCCGAGGAGAACGAAGACAGCGAUCACACGCAGGUGCCCGAAGACGAAGAGAACAACGAAGGGGUCGACGAGCCGGCGGUCGGAUCCGGAGAAGAGGUCCCGCCCGAACAGAACGUAGACUUCUCGGAUUUGCAGCCGGAAACCGAAGCUGCCGUAGUCCUCCGGAGGAACUUCAGAGACCAAAACGAGGAGAGGAGGCUCCAGGAGGACGACCCAAACCGGCAGGAAACCACAGACGAAGACCAGAUGGAGCAGGACAGUGACGACCCGGAGGAGAUCGAGGAAGUCGUACUCCUGCAGAGUGAGUUAAGGAGCCACAAGGAAUGUAAAGAGGAAGAGGAGAUCCAUGGCAAGACCACCCCAGAACUCAGAGAAGAGCCAGAAUCAUGUCAGGAUCCGGAUGAAGUAGAAGCAAAGGAGGAACGUCUAUCUCCAAACGACGUGGAGCUCGACUUGCCAGAGGCGGCGGCGGAAGGUCGAGAUGACAAACGCGAGCAAGAGGAGGCUGCGCUGAAGAUCCAGAGCAACUUCCGAGGCUACAAGCAGCGCAAGAAGAUGAAGGCCAGCAAGCAGGCGGCGCAGGAGGAGGCCCGGCAGCUGGAGAUCUUCUCCAUACAGAUCGCCGAGACCUCCCACAACUUUGUGGCCCUGCAGCAGAAGUUGACGGAGAUCAUCCGGGCCCAUCAGUCGAACCCGGAGAGGAACGGCACGUUCGUCGAGGGGAAAGCCGUCAACGGCUUCGCUCCGCACAUGCAAAAAUCACCCGACAAGAGACUGUCGCGGCCCCCCCGCCGCACCCUGCAGCCGAAGACCCUCAACACCCCCGAGGACUCCACCUACUACACGUUGAUCCACCGUUCCGUCCAGGAUGAUAAACGCAAGCCCAGGAAAGAAGAUCCAGGUAAACUCGUGGACCUGGACCAGCACUACUACCAGGCUUUGCCCACCAGCAAGUCCGCCCCCGCCCUGGCCUGCGAGGGGACUUCACCUAAAAGCGGCGUCCGCCACAGGUUGUCUGAGGACCGCAGACCGGAACCCGCUGAGAACAGACAGCCAGAGUCCAAAGCUGCCAAACACAGCAGUCGGUCGCUUCCCGGGACCGCGUCCGCCGGCGCCGACGACAACCCGUACGACUUCAGGCACCUGCUGAGGAAAACCUCGCAGAGACGGAGGCUCAUCAGGCAGUACCGAGCCAAGGAAUGAAGGACCUUGCCCCCCCCCCCCCCAUUUCUUCUCUUUUGUUUUCAAAGCGCACUCACGACGGACCAAUGAGAGCUUUGUCGACAAGCGUCAAUAAUUAAUUAGCUUUUAUUUUUCAAAUGGCUGUCAAUAAAAGCGAUGCAAUUUAGCCUUUUAUUCCACAAAUUUCUUUCAUCCCUUGCUUCACUUGGCCAACAUUGAGCAAAAACUUCAGCUCGAGCUACUGCGCUAAAACGAAACAAAAACGUAUUGAAUGUGUCAGAAUGAGAAGUAUUUGGUACAUCAUAUACAUACAAAUGCAGAUUUUCACUCGAAUGUGCCAAUUUUGCCCAAUUAGUAAAUAUCCCCAAAAAUAAUGGAGCCCAAACUAUGUGCCUUGGGGUGCGCCGCAUGACAGCCAUUCGCGUUUACUCUUUAGUGAAGCCAACCUGGAUUUUUUUUUUAAAAUGUGGGAAGAAGACAGAGUACCCGGAGAAAACCCAUGCAAGCCUUUGCACGCGAGCAAAUUCCUCACGGGGAGGUCAAAGUUCCGAUUUGAAACCCACGUGGCGCUACCGCACAGCUAAUGGAGCCAAAGA